AUGUCUACUCCCCAGAAGAACCAAGAAGACGCUCUCAACUUUCUCCUAGUGGAAUAUCUUCACCUCAGGGAACGAGGUGGAUGGGCUUGGCGAAUCGGGCCAUUUCUCCAGUCGACGAAAUACAGGGAGCAAGAAAAGGGAGCACUCUGGGAUGAAGUCAUCAAACUGAUACCCCCAGGCGAGACAGCUCAUCAAGGCACUGUCAAUGACGACGACCUCAAAAAUGCAUGCAAGGAGCUCUUCGAGACGCAGACGCCCCAGACGAUAAAAAUGAGCAUUCAGAAUGGAACGCAACUACUUCCCUUCCUCGGACUCCACUUCCAGCAAAGCUUCGAGAAAGAAGCCACCGAUGCAGUAAAAGCACUGUACGACAAGGAUGAGGGAACGUACUGGAAACUGCCCCGGCGCCCCGGGGGUCUCUUAGGUCUGGAUUUGUUCGUGGUAUCAGAGAGACUCGUACCAUGGCAACAUAUUCCAGAUGGCGCAUCCGCAGCAGAACGCAUUUGUGGGCCUGAUCGUACCCCCUGGGGAUAUGAUACCUAUGAUAAAGAAUUAGAGAGGAUGGCACAGGAAGAAGCUGGAACUCGGCCGCGUCGACCUAAACCAAGCUAUUCCAACUGGAAUCGCAAAAGUCUUGCGUACGAAUACGUAGGCGACCUGGCGAUAUUCGUUACAGAUGACGAAGCCGAGGCAUAUGUGAAGGGCCUCCACGCCGAUAAGCGAACAGAGUUCAACACCAUCACGGAAACCGAAGCGUUAGCAAAGAGGGUUCCGAAUGAAAUCUCAGUAUAUGAGAUACUAACCCCGAAUGCGGGGGCGCCUGAGACUCGUCUCGUUACCAUCCACGAAAUCCAUUUCAGCAUGGACCACAGAAUCGACAUUACCAGAAUUUAG
This is a messenger RNA of Alternaria viburni, 894 nucleotides long. RefSeq lists its product as uncharacterized. The record is from RefSeq and is a predicted model, not a curated record. NCBI's taxonomy places the organism in Eukaryota, Fungi, Ascomycota, Dothideomycetes, Pleosporales, Pleosporaceae. The transcript has a single exon. Bases 1 to 894 code for a protein of 297 amino acids.